ACCCAGGACACCAAUAUACGCAUUUGAGCUCUGAGCAUGUAAAUCAACAUCUCCAAAGCUCUAAGUUAAUUUACUUUAAAUCAAACAUGUCUAAUGUUUCUCUGAUGUUGCUCCUUCUGGUGCUUGUUUUGAUUAUUCACAGUCAUGGAGCUGAUUCAAAUGCUAGUUGUAUCAAGAGUGAGAGAGAUGCCCUUCUCAACUUCAAAAAAUGCCUCACUGAUCCUUCAAACAGAUUGGGGUCUUGGGUUGGAGAAGACUGUUGCUUAUGGGAGGGAAUCAGCUGUAGCAACAGAAAUGGACAUGUUACGAAGCUUGAUCUUAAAUGGAAAAAAUUUGCCGUUGGAGGUGAGAUCAGCCAUUCUUUACUUAAUCUCACACAUCUUACUUAUCUGGACCUCAGUGCCAACGAUUUCUCAGAUAUUGGGAUUCCAUCAUUUCUCGGUUCCUUCAAAAUGUUAAAAUAUCUUAAACUUUCUGCAGCAAAUUUCGUGGGAAAGAUUCCCCAUUUUCUUGGAAACCUUUCAAGCUUGCAGGUUCUUGAUCUCAGCCACAAUUUAUUGACGGUUGAUAGCCUCUUCUUUGCUUCUACCCUUACUUCAUUGAAAUAUCUAGACCUGAAUUCUUUGGACCUUUCUAAGGUUGAUGACUGGUUAAGCUCGAUAAAUAUGCUUCCGUCUCUAAUGGAGCUGCGCUUGUCUUCCUGUGCCCUUCACUCUUUUCCUAGCUUUCUACAUGUUAAUUUCACAUCUCUUGCCGUUCUUGAUCUCAGUUCAAAUUACUUCAAUUCCACGAUCCCACACUGGUUUUCCAAUAUUAGCAACAUUCAAAAUCUCGAUCUAAGUGGGAGUGCACUGCGAGGCUCCCAGCCAAGCGAAUUGAGUGAUGCUAGUUUCCUUAAGUUGCUUCAUUUUUGUAAUUUGCUUGAGCUGGACUUGGGCUCCAACUCUUUCAGUGGCGAGAUUGGUGAACUUUUUGGCAACUCGUCUGGUUGCGUCCAUAGUAAUUUGAGGAAACUGGAUCUUUCUAGCAAUAAUUUCAGAGGUAGUCUUCCAGAUAAACUAGAAAUCUUUAAGCAUCUAGAAUAUCUGGAUCUUUCUGACAACUACCUUUUGGGACCAAUCCCAGAGUCAGUUGGAAGAAUAUCAAGCUUGAAAGAAUUAUCUCUCAAUUUCAAUCGUUUGAAUGGAAGUAUACCUGCAAGUCUUGGACAACUUUCGAAGCUGAAAAGUUUAAACAUUGGGAACAAUUUAUUGAAGGGCAGUGUCCCAGAUGUUGGACAGCUUUCAAAGCUAGAAAUUUUAGACAUGAGCAACAAUUUAUUGAAUGGCAGUAUCCCACAAAGUCUUGGACAGCUUUCCAAGCUAGAUGUUUUAGACAUCCAUAACAACUCACUGGAUUGUAUAGUCUCCGAGCUUCACUUCUCACAACUGAAGAGCUUGACUCAAUUGGUGAUGUAUGGGAAUUCAAUAGUUUUUGAUAUUGAACCAACAUGGGUAGCUCCUUUUCAGCUUCAAUCUCUUUAUUUGUCAUCCUGCAAAGUGGGGCCAAAGUUUCCACAAUGGCUUAUUUCACAAACGAAUAAUUCGUUGGAAGUUCUUGACCUUUAUAAUACAAGCAUCUUUGAUGCCAUCCCGGAUUGGUUUGAAAGCAUUUCCUCCAAUAUCCAUUGGUUGGAUCUGUCUCAUAAUCAAAUUACAAAGCACUUGCCAAAGUUGACGAGAACAUCUUCGGAUGGUUCUACUAGGGUCAUAUACUUGAAUUCCAACAAGUUUGAGGGUCCUCUGACUGCUUUUCCUCCAGAUGUGAAAGUACUAGAUAUCUCCGACAACUUUCUGUGGGGCCAAAUUCCACAAAAAAUUGGCAAAAUGAUGCCCAAUUUGGAUUUUUUAUCUCUCUCCAACAAUCAUUUGAAUGGAAGCAUUCCAAAUUCUUUGUGCAAGAUGACAGAUUUAAGUUAUCUUGACCUUUCAAGGAAUCAACUGUCAGGGGCUCUUCCUCAAUACUGGCAGCUGGGAAUGCAGUUUGUAGUUUUUGAUGUGGGAAGUAACAACUUGAGUGGUCACAUUCCAGUUUCUUUGGGUUCUUUAGCGGGCCUUGAAUCCUUGCACUUGGAAAACAACAAUCUGAAGGGAAAUAUCCCCACAUCCUUAAAGAAUCUGGGAAAUCUGCUAACUCUUGAUCUCAGUGAAAAUGCAUUUACAGGUGCAAUUCCUCCUUGGAUUGGGGAAAAUUUAUCUUCACUUGCCAUACUUAGUAUCCAUUCUAACAUGUUUGAAGGGGAGAUUCCUCCACAGCUUUGUCGCCUUGCUUCUCUUCGUGUACUGAACAUAGCAAAGAAUAAGGUGACAGGAACUUUACCUCGUUGUUUUGGCAAUUUCACUUCAAUGAUUGUUGAUGAUCAGGGUUUUAUUGAUUCUUGGUUAUCAUCUUUUUCUUUCCCUGUCCUUUUUCAAAUGCCUGACCGCUGGACAGCAUACCAAGAACAUGUUUUGGCCUACAUGAAAGGAACGGAACUUUUAUAUAACAAAACACUUGUAUUUCUCUUCUCCAUUGACGUUUCAGACAAUGAUCUUUUUGGAGAGAUACCAAAUGAGCUAGUGAAUCUCUCACAGAUACAAAACCUGAAUCUGUCUGGAAACAAUUUCAAGGGCCAAAUUCCUCUACAGAUUGGCAAGUUGAAGUCAUUAGAAUCGCUGGAUUUGUCUAGAAAUGAACUUUCAGGCUCGAUUCCUCCAAGCAUUUCUGCUUUGAACUUUUUAAGUUACUUAAACUUGUCAUUCAAUAAUUUAUCAGGCCCCAUUCCUCAUGGGAAUCAACUCCAAACCCUGGAUGACAAAUCCAUUUACAUUGGCAACAGCAAAUUAUGUGGACCUCCUCUAGAAAGCUGCCAAGAGAUGGAGCCACCUGGACAUGGCAAGCCUGUCGAGGGAAGUAACAAAGAUGAUGAGUUUGACAUGCUGUGGUUUUAUUGUGGCUUGGGAGUGGGGUUCAUGGCUGGAUUUGUGGGAGUCUGUAGCACUCUCUACUUCAAAACUCCUUGGAGACGUACAAGCUUUCAAUUGGUCGACAAAGUAUUCAACUACCUUUGGGUGAUAGUUGCAAUAAAGAUAAACCAGCUCCGGAGAAAGUUCAGUAGAGGUGAAUCUAGAGAUCAACAACCAUGAUAAUUAAAGAUUAUUUUUCUCUUACACAAGAUCCAGAGUGAAGAUUGAAAUCAUUCCUCUGCACUUUGGGAUAGAUUUGACUGCUGUGCUGCUUCUGGAGGUAUUAUUAAUUAAUAUAUGUUACUAUUAUGUGGCUUUUCUAUGCCUUUGUUGAGGUAAUAUUCCGUUAAUACAAGUGGAGUUUUAACCCAUUAUAUCUUUAAUUUGAUUAUCUUGGAGAUUAAUUAAGGCUUUCGUUUUAA
Messenger RNA from Manihot esculenta (cassava), 3406 nucleotides. Its product is annotated as receptor-like protein EIX2. The coding region runs from base 87 to 3164 and encodes 1025 amino acids. The transcript has a single exon. Gene Ontology annotation, molecular function: protein binding. The record is from RefSeq and is a predicted model, not a curated record. NCBI's taxonomy places the organism in Eukaryota, Viridiplantae, Streptophyta, Magnoliopsida, Malpighiales, Euphorbiaceae.